Molecule: messenger RNA, 2826 nt
Organism: Phymastichus coffea
Lineage: Eukaryota; Metazoa; Arthropoda; Insecta; Hymenoptera; Eulophidae
Product: nuclear pore complex protein Nup93-like
Exons: 6
Coding region: 268-2700 (810 amino acids)
Biological process (GO): poly(A)+ mRNA export from nucleus; protein import into nucleus
Cellular component (GO): nuclear pore
Molecular function (GO): structural constituent of nuclear pore
Source: RefSeq, a predicted model, not a curated record
UCUGUAGAGAGCGCUUGCAGUAAAAAUUUGGAUUUGUAGAUAAUACAGAUCCAGUACUCGGUCGGUGUGCCCCACGGUGGCGCACACGGAGCAGCAGUGCAGUUGCAGAGAGAAAAAACAGGCGCGAAUUCGGCCUAUCGGUUUAUUUGUUGGUUAACUCAAACUUUAAAGCUUAUAUCAUUUGGUGUUUAUUGUAUAAAAAUAAAUAGUGCUGGGCAAAUGAGUUAAAUUUUAUAAAAAAUAAUUAUCUUUUAUAAAUAAAAAAAAAUGGGUGAUUCUGAUCUAAACGAACUGCUCAGAAGAGCAGAACAAAUGGCUGCUGAUGUAGAAGGCAAUGGGGAGUUACCACAAGUGGAGAGAAAUCUUCGACAAAUAUUGGAUGGUUCCAACGAAAUAUGGUCGCAAAUGACACAAACUGGAACUCAGGACAAUCAAAAUCAAGCGCAUCUUUUGUUGGGUUCGAGAGGCAUUGAUUUAUCUCAAAUUGCUCAAAAAUUAAAUUCUAUUAGUACUCGUCGUACUUUUGAACCAUUAGAUCCUAUAGCUGACACUGAUAUAGUAAGCUACCUCAGGAAUGAAAAAGAAAAUGCGAUACUUUCUAUUAUUGAACAAGUUAACAGAGAUACUUUUGAACUCAAUCGAGUUCAACAAUUAGAGCAUACUCUUGGAGAAUGGAAGCAAAUGAAAUUUGAAAUAAUGAACUCUAUGACUGCACCUUCGGGAGAGUUGGUUGAUUUGCGUGGAAUUCCACAACGCACCAAAGUUGCUGGAUCAAUGAUGAAUGGUCUAUCGAAUGUUGAAGCAGCUUAUGCUAAAGAAUUACAGAAUUAUAAUGAACAUGUCCUGAAAGGAGUUACAAGACCUAGCUUGUUCGAUGCUUUUUCUACAGCAGCAGCAACAUUCAAUGACAAAAAAGUUUUAGACAUGUGGCAAAUGGUGAAAAGUAUGGUUGAUAUACCUUUUACACCUGCUGGAGAUCCAAUCAAAUCAAGGACUAGUACUAUUAUUGAGACAAAGAUUGUUUCACAAGCAAGAAAAUACUUGGAGAACAGAUACAAGGAAUUUAUGAAUUCAAUUGUAAGUGAAAAUCUAGCACAAGCAAAAAGAGGUGGCAUACCAGGUACUUUUCCACUUGUAAAAAGCUUUGUUGGAAUUAAAAUAGAUAGUAUGAGAGAUUUAGAAGAAGUACUCAUUGAAGAUAGACCUCUCUGGCCUUUGGUAUAUUAUUGUAUGAGGUCAGGUGAUUUAAAAGGUGCCUUGUACUGUAUUAAUCAGUGUGGAGCAGCAUUCCAAGAGUUCAGAUCAGCUCUAGAGGAAGCCAUAGAAGAUUCCCAACGUCAUCCUAGUUCUCGGGCUGAAUCUACUUUAAAACUUCAUUACAGAAAACAUGUCCGAUCUUCCACAGAUCCAUACAAAAAAGCAGCAUACUGUGUACUUGUUCCUUGUGAACCAGAUGACCUUCACACAGAAGUUAUGUCUGCUGCUGAUGAUUAUUUAUGGCUCAAAUUAUGUCAGGUCAGAGAACAACCAGAUCCUGAAAAUAAACUAACUUUGGAUCACUUGCAGACUACUAUCUUGGAAGUUUAUGGUGAAUCAUACUACAGAGCCCAUGAACAGCCCUUUUUAUAUUUUUCUAUGCUAUUUUUAACUGGACAGUUUGAAGCUGCCAUUGAAUUCCUUGCAAGAGGAGCAGGAGCUCGCCACUUAGCUCAUGCAGUUCAUUUAUCUGCUGCAAUGCAUGAACAUGGCUUACUAGCAGUUAGUCAAAGUGUUUUAGCACCACUAAUUAGUAUUGAUCCAGCAGAUAAAUCUCCAGCUAAAAGGCUUAAUUUUGCUAGAUUAAUAUUAAUGUAUGCCAAGAGGUUUGAGUCAUCAGACCCAAAGGAAACAUUACAUUAUAUGUUCCUGUUGAGAUGUAUGAAAGAUCCAUAUGAUAGAAAUAUGUUUGCUGCAUCUGCAGCUGAAAUGGUGGUAGAAUUAUCUCCAGAUAAUCGUACUCUACUUGUUGGAAAAAUAGAUAAAGAUAGACGCUUACCUGGAUUAUUGGAUCAAUUUCAAGUAAAUACAGAUGACGUUAUUAGUAUAUGUGCCGAAACUCUUUAUAAAAAAGGUUUAUUAGAAGAUGCAGUGAUGAUGUACGAUUUGGCUGGAAAUCACGAGAAAGUAUUAAAUUUAAUGUGCGUGCUAUUGGCCCAAAUUGUGAGCCAAAAGAAUACAUCAGGUUCUUUAAGGUCACGUUUGCAAACUGUUGCAACAGAAAUUAGUCUUAGAUAUCAAGGCUUACCUAUUCAAGCUUCAGCGGAGUCAGUAGCUGCUUUCUAUACUUUAAGGGAUCUCAUGGUUUUCUUUGAUCAAUUUCAUAAUGAUCAGUAUCAAAAUGCCCUCAGAACAAUAGCAGACUCAAAAUUACUCCCACUCCACGUGAAACAAGUGGAUGAGAGAGUUACAGCAUUACGCCGUGUGUCACCAGAAGUGGCUGGUACUUUGGCCGAUGUACUUCUUGCGACGAUGACCAUUCUUUAUCGUCAAUAUCAAAAGCUAAGGUCUACUGAGCCAGGCGAUGAAAUUGCAAGGGAACAACAGUUGACAGAUCUUCGAGAACAAGCUCGCGCUUUAACGAGUUUUGCCGGAACUCUUCCAUACCGUAUGCCAAAUGAGACCAACAGUCGUUUAGUUCAAAUGGAAAUUUUGAUGCACUGAAGCAAAAUUUUAAAUAUCGUGCAUUUGAUACAACAAACGAUUAAUACUUAUUUGUAUUAUUUUUACCAUUAAAAUGUAAAAUACUUAUAAUGUAAAAAUAAAUUAACUAUAAAUAGUAAUAAUUUA